Molecule: messenger RNA, 987 nt
Organism: Solenopsis invicta (red fire ant)
Lineage: Eukaryota; Metazoa; Arthropoda; Insecta; Hymenoptera; Formicidae
Exons: 2
Coding region: 1-987 (328 amino acids)
Molecular function (GO): nucleic acid binding
Source: RefSeq, a predicted model, not a curated record
AUGGUCCUAUACUGGUUACAUGGAGAUUCGAAUCGAUGGAAACCUUUCGUAGGUAAUCGAGUGUCUGAAAUCACCGAUAUUUUGCCGGCUAUACAUUGGAGACACGUGAAAGGUUCUGAGAAUCCCGCGGAUUUAAUAUCCAGAGGAGCUACACCUACACAACUUCUAGAUAAUUCGCUGUGGUUUAUUUUGAAUUGUCGCAAGAGUCCAGACGACAGAAUUCUUACCAGGUUGUCUAUGUCAGAAUUGACAGAAGCUCAUCAGGCAAUGAUUAAGUAUUCGCAAAAUCUUCAUUUCAAGGAGGAUGUAAUACAAUUGCGAAAUCAUAAGCAGUUGAUCCGAACUAGCCAGUUGCAGCAACUGCACGCUUUCUUGGAUGAAAACGGUAUCCUUAGGGUGGGCGGUGAAGCGCCCUGUGAAGCGCCCUGGAACUUCGCGAGAAAGCAUCCUAUACUAUUACCUGCCAAAUGCAAGAUAACUUGUUUGAUUAUUGAAAGGGAACAUUGUACUCUAUUACAUGCAAGGCCGCAGCUGCUACUUGCUUCAAUACGUAGACAAUACUGGCCAUUGAACGCCAGAAACUUGAUUUGUCAGAUUUGCCAUGUUUGUGUAUGGUGUGUUAAAAACAAUCCAAAGGGAUUAAUUCAAGCAAUGGGAUCGCUGCCAGCCAAUAGAAUCCAACCUUCCAGAGCAUUUUUGAUCUCAGGAGUGCACUUCGCAGGUCCGGUCAUCACGCUCGUUAAUAAAGGACGUGGCAGAAAAACGUGUAAAUCGUAUAUAGCUUUGUUUGUAUGCUUUGCAACCAAGACAGUCUAUUUGGAAGCCGUCAGUAAACUAUCCACGGCUGCAUUUCUAGCCGCUUUACGAAGAUUCGUGGGACGAAGAGCGUUACCACGCAAGAUUUGCAGUGAUAACGCCACGACCUUCGUGGGAGUGAACUUGAAGAACUUUAUUCAUUUGUUCGUACCUCUAUCGAUGGAGCUGUAG